AUGUUUGUUAAGUAUAUACUACUUGUAGUAUUAAUUAUUGUGAAUAUUGAUCGUCAAAUCAAUUCACAAACGACAUGUCAAACAGUGUUGGAUUUGAUCAUUCUUCUUGAUGGCUCUGGAAGUAUUGGAAGUGCUCCAUUUGCUCAAGCUAAAAGUGCUAUGGUUGAUUUAGUUAAUCGAUUAAAUGUGGGACCACAGAAAGUACACGUUAGUAUACUUCGCUACGCGUCAACUGUUGAAGAUUCAUAUGUAUUCAAUAAAGUUGGUAGUAAUCAAAUGAAAGAUCAAAUAGUUCGAGUUAUCAAUAAUUUACAAUAUAAUGGUGGUGGAACAGCAACUGGUGAAGCAAUACAACGUGCAAGAAAUGUAUGUGAUUCAGCAUGUCGAAAUCAAGAAGAAUUGGUACCACGUGCAGUUGUCCUAUUUACCGAUGGUCAAAGUAAUGAUCCUAAUUUAGUUAGAAUACAAAGUGAAUUUUUAAGAGAAAAUACUAAAGCCGUUGUAUUUGCUGUUGGAAUUGGAAGUGGUAUCAAUAAUGCUGAAUUACAACUAAGUGCAUCAACACCAUAUAGUAAAUAUGUCUUACAUUUACAAAAUUAUUUACAAUUAACACAAGUUAUUAAUCAAAUAACAUUAGUAGCAUGUAAUGUUCCAGCAUUUAAUGAGCCAGGUGUAGUCUAUAAGAAUGAAGUAGAUAAAGAUACAUACCGAUUUUAUCGAACGAAUAUAAAAGGCUUACGUUCAGGCUUAGGUGGAUUUAUGGAAAUUGCUGUCAAUAUCACUCAAGGCAAUGUACAAGUAUUUACAUCAACAACAGAGGCAAAUCCAACAAGUGACAAUAGUAAGCGAGCAGUUGUUCAAUCACAUGAUGCUAAAAGUACAACUGAUAUUUAUAUGGAAUACUUACCACCCGAUACUCAAAUAUUUUAUUCCAGUUUCAAAGGUAUGGCUAAUGCAAACCAGUAUACAUUUGUCUCAAGAGUAGUGGAUAUUAACGGCGCUGCAAUUGGUUAA
Molecule: messenger RNA, 1014 nt
Organism: Adineta steineri
Lineage: Eukaryota; Metazoa; Rotifera; Eurotatoria; Adinetida; Adinetidae
Source: the annotation of a GenBank genome assembly